ACAAUAACCGGCCCAUAUUCAUUCAUACUUGGAACUACUAAUUGUAAAUAUCGAGGGAUUAUAAAUUAUAAGCCUAUAUUUGAUAUCCGUUAUCGUAAUUUACGAGUGACAAAGGUGAUAUACUAUCAAGCUUUAUUACUUAAAUAUAUUGUAAUUGUUUUAAUGAUACAGAAACUUGCAGUGCGCGAAGUAGCGUGCGUAAUACGCAAACGUUUUGGCAUGGCUCUCCGAGGAGUAACAGUGAAUGGUGUACAUAAACCAUGCAACUCUCAAUGCAAUCCUGUACAGUGCUGGAAAUGGGAUGUCAGCCCCAUCAUACAUCACACGAAACCAGUCACCUAUGCGGUCCUAGUACUUAAUACCCCAAUCACACAGAGUCAGAUGUUUUUCACACAAUUAUGGAAUAAUGCAAAAUUAAGAAUAACUGUGGAUGGCGGCAUCAAGAAAUGGGAGUCAUUUAUAAAUAAUUGUCCAGAAGAAAUACAAAAUGACAUCAAAUUACCAGACCUUGUGACAGGGGACUUUGAUUCAGUUUCUCAAGAUGACUUAGAGAAAUACAGAAAGAAAGGUUGUAAGGUGGCACACACGCCAGACCAGAACCACACGGACUUCACCAAGGCCUUGAUGGAAUUAUUCACGCAUUGCCGGGAAACCAACACAGAUGUGGACCAUGUCAUAGCAAUAGCGCAAUCGUCCCGAAGGAUAGACCAGAUAUUCGGCAACGUACAAACAUUGUUCCUGGCUAAAGAGAACCAGCUCCUCAGCCCCACAACCAAACUGUACCUGAUAUCUGACGAUGCUGUGUCUUGGUUACUCUCUCCGGGAGAUCAUGUAAUAGUUGUACCUGAGGAGUCAAAGAAACAUAAAAGAGCUUGGUGUUCAUUGGUGCCUGUUGGAGAGCCUUGCGUUGUUACUUCUACUGGACUGAAAUGGAAUUUGGACAGUCAGAUCUUAGCGUUCGGAAAGCUAGUCAGCUCGUCUAACACGUUCACGGAAUCGGACACAGUGACGGUCAAAUGCAGCCACCCCCUUCUGUGGUCUAUGAAAGUGCCCAGUCUACAAAGUUCUUGAAACUUAACAUUAACAUAGAAAAGAAAUUAGUAAAGGAACAAAUGUCAAAGUGCUAAUAAAUAGUUAUAAUAUAAAAGUAGAUUUUUAGUUACAAGUACAAAGUAGAAGUACAUAAGGAUUCAUGGAAGAUACCAAAUUGAGUAAAUCGACUACAGAACAUAAAUAAAUUCCCUUAAGUAUAGGUAUAUUAUUUAUACUAUGCUUUUCGUGUAAUUUUAUUCUAUAGUCUAAUUAAAAAUUAUUAGGGUUGUGGCUUGUAACUCUGUAUUUUUAGGUAUUCAAAUAAAAGUAAACAAGAUCUGCUCAAAUGGCUCCUUAAACCAGUUGAGGGUAGAUGAAAACAUUACACGAUCAAAUAAUGUAGGUUAAAGACAGGUCGUUCAGUGACUGAUCCAUCAGGCGGUUUUGUAAUUGAUUGGUUAACCAAUAAAUGUUAUAACUACCCGAAAAUUUACAAAUUGUUUGUUUACUUUUAUUUAAAUACCUAAAGAUACAGACUAUAGUUAAUGCAUCAUAAAAUAUAGUUAGUAUAGUUACGGGUAGUAUUUGGACUGAGUCCUAUAAUUUCCUGUUUCACAAUAACUACCAAAGCUAAUAUAAUUUAAUCUUGAAUUGUAUACGUAGUUAAUACGUAAUUUACGUACAGGUGCUUUAUUUUACGAAAGAUAAACGCAAAGCUCAAAACCUCAAACAGUUAUGCGAUUUACUGAUCAGUUUACGAUUAGAGUUGAGACGUUAACUCUAUUUUUACCAAUUUGCUUUUUUCGAAACCUUAAUCGUUGAAGAAAUAGAGGGCCUGUCCCCUAAAUCGAAAAAAAAUAUCUGCCUCUAUCGCUCUUGAAUAUUCGAGCGAUAGAGAGGUGAAAUUUCGUUUUUGCGAUAUAGUCUCGGUUACACGAAUUGACUCUGUUUGCUGAUGACAAGUUAUAAACCAAUAUUUAUUAUGAUUAACUUAUACU
Molecule: messenger RNA, 2030 nt
Organism: Cydia fagiglandana
Lineage: Eukaryota; Metazoa; Arthropoda; Insecta; Lepidoptera; Tortricidae
Product: thiamin pyrophosphokinase 1
Exons: 7
Coding region: 163-1071 (302 amino acids)
Biological process (GO): thiamine metabolic process; thiamine diphosphate biosynthetic process
Molecular function (GO): thiamine binding; thiamine diphosphokinase activity; ATP binding
Source: RefSeq, a predicted model, not a curated record